Hydractinia symbiolongicarpus is the source of this 1573-nucleotide messenger RNA. Its product is annotated as calreticulin-like. Gene Ontology annotation, biological process: protein folding. The record is from RefSeq and is a predicted model, not a curated record. The transcript is spliced from 6 exons. Gene Ontology annotation, molecular function: calcium ion binding. Gene Ontology annotation, cellular component: endoplasmic reticulum membrane; endoplasmic reticulum. Lineage: Eukaryota; Metazoa; Cnidaria; Hydrozoa; Anthoathecata; Hydractiniidae. The coding region runs from base 83 to 1348 and encodes 421 amino acids.
AACAUCAAGUCGAAUAUUCUUUAGCAAGUACCUUGCAAGCAUCACAGAAGCGUGGAGAGGAAGAACAGAAUUUAGAAUUAUUAUGGACUUUAGAAUUGGUUUAGUGCUGCUAUUUGUGGCUAUAGUUCAAUGUACUAUCCAUUAUAAAGAAACUUUUGACGAUGAUUCUUGGGAGAAAAGAUGGGUUUAUUCCACUGAUAAAGGAGCUGAUUCGGCAAAAUUCAAGUUAACUGCUGGUAAAUUUUAUGGAGACGAAAAGAGAGACCAGGGUAUUCAAACAUCACAAGAUGCAAAAUUUUAUCAAAUUUCAUCAAAAAUUGAAACUCCUUUCUCAAAUGAAGGAAAACCACUUGUAAUCCAGUACCAAGUUAAACAUGAACAAAAUAUUGAUUGUGGUGGUGGUUACAUAAAACUUUUCCCUUCCAAUAUUAAUCAAGAAAAAAUGAAUGGGGAUUCCCCAUACAACGUCAUGUUUGGCCCAGAUAUUUGCGGUCCAGGAACCAAAAAAGUUCAUGUCAUCUUUAACUACAAGGGAAAGAAUCUUCUAACAAAAAAAGACAUCAGAUGUAAGGAUGAUGAGAUGAACCAUUUAUACACAUUAAUUUUAAAUCCUGAUAACACAUAUGAGGUACGCAUUGAUGGUUCAAAGGUAGAGUCUGGCUCGUUAGAAGCUGAUUGGGACUUUUUAGAGCCGAAAAAAAUUAAAGAUCCAGAAGCUAAGAAACCUGACGACUGGGUAGAUAAUGCAAAAAUGGAUGAUCCAGAAGAUAAAAAACCAGAAGAUUACGACAAACCAGAAUUGAUCCCUGACCCAGAUGCAAAGAAACCUGAAGACUGGGAUGAUGAGGAAGACGGUGAAUGGGAACCACCAAUGAUCAACAACCCCGAAUAUAAGGGUGAAUGGAAGCCAAAACAAAUUGACAAUCCUGCAUACAAAGGAGAAUGGGUCCACCCAGAAAUUGAUAACCCAGCUUAUGUAGCAGACAAGGACCUAUACAAAUAUCCAGACAAUGCUUUCGUUGGAUUUGAGUUAUGGCAGGUCAAAUCUGGUACCAUCUUUGAUAACAUCAUUGUGACCGACGAUGUUGCAGAGGCGGAAGCAUUUGCUAAGGAAACAUUUGAAAAAACGAAAGAAGAGGAAAAAGCAAUGAAAGAAAAAUUAGAUGAAGAAGAAAGGAAGAAACAAGAAGAAGAGGAUGCUAAACGUAAGAAGGAAGAGGAAGAAAAAGAAAAGAAAGAGGAUGAUAAAGAUGAUGAGGAGGAAGAAGAGGAGGAAGAAGAAGAACCUAGUGAAGACAAAAAGACCGAAGAUUCAACAGAAGAAAAAGAAGUGAAAGACGAACUAUAAUAAGCAAAUAGUUAUAGGAUGAAUUUUUACAAUUUUUAGAACAUAGUUUUACGAAAUAUCUUAAAUCAAGACGCAUCAGAUAACUUAUUUGAAUCACGUUUUAGUUUCGUCGUCGUAGUAGUUUUGUCGUCUUUGUCACCUGUGUAUGUUUCAAUGUGCUUGUAUUUAUAAAAUAAUUCCGUUCUGUACACCUUUUCACAAAGAAAAACAAAAUAGACCAAACAA